Umbelopsis ramanniana AG is the source of this 1749-nucleotide messenger RNA. RefSeq lists its product as uncharacterized. The coding region runs from base 94 to 1560 and encodes 488 amino acids. Lineage: Eukaryota; Fungi; Mucoromycota; Umbelopsidomycetes; Umbelopsidales; Umbelopsidaceae. Gene Ontology annotation, molecular function: protein serine/threonine phosphatase activity; protein binding. Gene Ontology annotation, cellular component: cytosol; nucleus. The transcript is spliced from 14 exons. The record is from RefSeq and is a predicted model, not a curated record.
AAAAAAGGACAGGGCAGAUUGAUCUUUAUCCAACGGUUUUAGAUUGAAAGCGACAUUUACUAGACAUUACUCGAAACAGGCCCAAUCUUGAACAUGUCUGAUGAUAACGUAAACGCCGCUUCAGCUGCAAAGGCAGAAGAACUCAAGGCAGAAGCCAACGCUUUGUUUUCUGCAAAGCACUAUGCCGAAGCUAUCGAGAAAUAUACCGCUGCCAUAGAGGCAAACCCAAAAGUCGCUGUCUAUUAUUCAAAUCGUUCUGCCUGCUACAUCAAAACUGAAGCCUAUGGAUAUGCCAUUGCGGAUGCAAACAGAGCUAUAGAAGUGGAUUCAACCUAUACCAAGGGAUAUUAUCGUCGAGCUAUUGCGAACAUGGCUUUGACCAAGUUCAAGGAUUCUCUACGCGAUUUCAGAAUUGUUGUCAAACGAGCUCCUGCUGAUAAAGAUGCUAAAGCAAAAAUGAUCGAAUGCGAAAAGAUCGUCCGUAGAGUAGAAUUUGAAAAGGCAAUUGAACACAACGAAACUAUCAGGAGCGUGGCAGACACUUUGGAUGUAGAGGCAGUCACUGUUGAGGACUCUUACGAUGGACCAAGAAUGAACGAGGAAACAAAAACGAUUGAUAAGGAAUUUUUGGAUCAGAUGAUCGCUCGCUUGAAAGAUCAGAAGAAGAUUCACAAGAAAUAUAUGUUUAGAAUCAUUAUGGCCGUUCGAAACAUCAUGUUGGAGUCGCCUUCCUUAAUCGACAUCGACAUCCCUGAAAAUAGCAAACUGACCGUUUGUGGAGACACUCAUGGACAAUACUAUGAUUUAUUGCAUAUUUUUGAGCUCAAUGGCUACCCAUCAGCUACCCACACUUAUCUUUUCAACGGUGACUUUGUUGAUCGCGGCAGUUUCUCCUUGGAAGUGGUCUUGACACUGUUUGCUUUCAAAUGGUUAUAUCCCAACAGUUUAUAUCUUGCUCGUGGCAAUCACGAAACCGACAACAUGAACAAGAUUUAUGGCUUCGAAGGUGAAGUGAAAGCCAAGUUCAGUGAGACCAUGUUCAAACUGUUUUCGGAGACCUUCAACGCUUUGCCUUUGGCGCACGUCAUUAAACACAAGAUUCUUGUUGUUCAUGGUGGUCUAUUUUCAAAGGAUGAUGUCACUCUAGAUGACAUUCGUAAUAUUGAUCGACUCUCGCAGAGACAACCUGGCACGGAAGGAUUGAUGUGCGAAUUGCUCUGGUCCGACCCACAGCCCGAGAAUGGUCGUGGCCCUAGCAAGAGAGGUGUAGGCACGCAGUUCGGCCCUGAUGUCACUAAGCGAUUCCUCGAGCAUAACGGGCUAGAUAUGUUGAUUCGUAGUCACGAAGUAAAGGAGAAUGGAUAUGUCAUUGAGCACGACGGAAAAUGUGUUACAGUCUUCUCUGCUCCUAAUUAUUGUGAUAGCGUCGGUAAUAAGGGUGCUUUGAUCAACAUCACCAGUGACAUGAAAUUGGAUUACCGAACUUUUGAUGCCGUGCCACACCCUGAUGUACGACCAAUGCAAUAUGCCAGUCAAUUUGGCGGUAUGCUCGGUGUAUAAAAUGUCGAGCCUUAGGUGUCGAACAACCUCGGUAGACUUGAUGGUAUUGCCAGCAAUUAAUACAUAGAUUUCGCAAAAGAGUAAAGAAUCGAAGUGAGGGUCAAGACCAGAUUACAUAACUGAACCGAGUUCGCAUUUUAUUUUAUCAAAAAAAAAAAAGGAAAGAGAGAAAGACAUCCAGGCUUUCUG